Messenger RNA from Rhopalosiphum padi (bird cherry-oat aphid), 1033 nucleotides. RefSeq names its product proteasome subunit beta type-3-like. Bases 260 to 832 code for a protein of 190 amino acids. The record is from RefSeq and is a predicted model, not a curated record. The transcript is spliced from 5 exons. Lineage: Eukaryota; Metazoa; Arthropoda; Insecta; Hemiptera; Aphididae. Gene Ontology annotation, biological process: proteasome-mediated ubiquitin-dependent protein catabolic process. Gene Ontology annotation, cellular component: proteasome core complex, beta-subunit complex; proteasome core complex.
UGAAUUAUUUAUCAUAACAAAUUAAAUUGAAUUUGUUAUGUUAUGUAUUUAGUAGGUAUUUAAUAUUUAUAGACAGUAUUAUUAUUAGUAAUUAGUAUUUACUAGUAGCAAAUAAUAGCUAAUAGCUAUUCUAUUAUAGCACUAAGUCACUAACCGACUUGCCGCUGCCACUUAUAAUUUAUAAAAAGUUGUAACUCGUGAGGAUUUUCGUUUUUUAGACCUUUUCAAGUGUGCAGUUACAUUCACGAAUUAUUUCAAAAUGAGUAUUAUGGACUAUAAUGGUGGCGCCUUAAUUGGCAUGAAAGGCAAAGACUGUGUUGCCAUUGCAACUGAUAAGCGAUUUGGUAUACAAGCCCAAACAGUCUCUCUUGAUUUCACAAAAGUUUUUCAAAUAAAUCCUCAUACAUAUAUGGGAUUUCCUGGUUUAGCUACAGAUAUAUUUACCAUAUAUGAAAAAAUAAUGUUCAGAAAAAGGUUAUACGAAUUAAAAGAAAAUCGGAAAAUUUCUCCUAAAGCACUAGCGUCUCUGGUCUCCAAUUUGUUGUAUGAAAACAGGUUUUCACCAUUCUUUGUCGAGCCAAUGAUUGUUGCUUUAGAUGAAGUGACAUUGGAACCAUAUAUGUGUGACAUGGAUUUAAUUGGAUGUGUAAACAAGUCCGAUAACUUUGUGGUUGGAGGUACUAGUACAAGCCAACUAUAUGGUCUUUGUGAAGCCCUUUGGGAGCCUGAUAUGGAAGAAGAUCAACUAUUUGAAACUAUCUCACAAGCUUUGGUUAGUGCUUGCAAUCGCGAUGCUAUUUCUGGUUGGGGUGCAAAAGUUUACAUUAUGUAAUAAAACAAAUCAUUUCUUAUAUUUCAGUAAUAAAGACAAGAUAAUUGUGCGUGAUAUCAAGACACGAAUGGAUUAAAUGUUGGAACACGCAGCAAUCUCAAUAAAAUUUGAACAUAUUUUUGUAAAAAUUCUUAUUCUUAUGGAAAGAUAUAAAUGGGAUAAAACUAAUAUUUUAAUAAAAUAAAGUAUUUUAUUUUGUAA